AUGUGUCCUAUCGGUAGACCGGCAGAUGGUUGUGUCUGCUCGGGUGCUGCGGGGCGUUCGGGUGGUGUUAGUUUUACUCUGCUCCAUCUGCAGCUCGUGGUUUGUCCUGCGCACUGCUGCUUCAGGUCUUACUGCAGCUCGUGGUUUGUCCUGCACACUGCUGCUUCAGGUCUUUCUGCAGCUCGUGGUUUGUCCUGCACACUGCUGCUUCAGGUCUUUCUGCAGCUCGUGGUUUGUCCUGCGCACUGCUGCUUCAGGUCUUACUGCAGCUCGUGGUUUGUCCUGCACACUGCUGCUUCAGGUCUUUCUGCAGCUCGUGGUUUGUCCUGCACACUGCUGCUUCAGGUCUUUCUGCAGCUCGUGGUUUGUCCUGCGCACUGCUGCUUCAGGUCUUUCUGCAGCUCGUGGUUUGUCCUGCGCACUGCUGCUUCAGGUCUUUCUGCAGCUCGUGGUUUGUCCUGCGCACUGCUGCUUCAGGUCUUUCUGCAGCUCGUGGUUUGGCCUGCACACUGCUGCUUCAGGUCUUACUGCAGCUCGUGGUUUGUCCUGCGCACUGCUGCUUCAGGUCUUACUGCAGCUCGUGGUUUGUCCUGCGCACUGCUGCUUCAGGUCUUACUGCAGCUCGUGGUUUGUCCUGCGCACUGCUGCUUCAGGUCUUUCUGCAGCUCGUGGUUUGGCCUGCACACUGCUGCUUCAGGUCUUACUGCAGCUCGUGGUUUGUCCUGCGCACUGCUGCUUCAGGUCUUUCUGCAGCUCGUGGUUUGUCCUGCGCACUGCUGCUUCAGGUCUUUCUGCAGCUCGUGGUUUGUCCUGCGCACUGCUGCUUCAGGUCUUACUGCAGCUCGUGGUUUGUCCUGCGCACUGCUGCUUCAGGUCUUACUUUUGCUUUUUGUUUUGCAAGUUGGAAAAUCAGCACCAACCAACCAGUCGUGGCUGCAUGAGCGAGCCAGACGGCCAGCCAUCAUCUUGUCCCGCUGUCCAGCUCUCGGUACUUGUUAGAUGGACUUGUGUUGUGUCUUCUGGAGACACAACACAACACUUCUGGAGGCCGCGUUGUGAGGCAGCCGUCAGGCAGAGAGCAUUUUAAAACGGAUGCUCACAGGCAGAGCCAGACAAACAUGGAGGGUCACGCCACAGCCGCCAUAUUGGUCAGCUUCCUGUACGUCAGUGCUGGUUUCAGAAGGGCCGACAGGUUCAGUCUGCUGACGGCCUGUUACCGACUGUUGUUCAACUUCCUGUUUCCAAUAUUAAACUGUUCAAACCAC
This is a messenger RNA of Lampris incognitus (smalleye Pacific opah), 1265 nucleotides long. RefSeq lists its product as uncharacterized. The record is from RefSeq and is a predicted model, not a curated record. The coding region runs from base 1 to 999 and encodes 332 amino acids. The transcript is spliced from 2 exons. NCBI's taxonomy places the organism in Eukaryota, Metazoa, Chordata, Actinopteri, Lampriformes, Lampridae.